Molecule: messenger RNA, 1839 nt
Organism: Nematolebias whitei (Rio pearlfish)
Lineage: Eukaryota; Metazoa; Chordata; Actinopteri; Cyprinodontiformes; Rivulidae
Gene: timm50
Product: translocase of inner mitochondrial membrane 50 homolog (S. cerevisiae)
Exons: 11
Coding region: 24-1172 (382 amino acids)
Molecular function (GO): phosphoprotein phosphatase activity
Source: RefSeq, a predicted model, not a curated record
CGCGCCGGCAGCCACUAUCCAAGAUGUCGUCCGUGCUCUCCAUGUGUGUCCGAGCGAGCCACGGCCUCCUGAGACUCAAGAGUGGGGCGACUGGCGCCUCAACCCCAGCAAUGGUGGAAAUCAUCCGCACACUCUAUACGAACAAGCCGGCGGGCGGAGAGGCGGGCGGGUUAGCUCAGGAUAUCCUUCAGAAGAGACUCCAGCAGCAACAGAGUCAGGGCCAGCCGCCCCCAGAGGGACAGCAGAGUGAGAAGGACGGAGAGCAGGAGGACCAGAAAUGGAAGGAGCACAUGGCCUACGCUAAGAAGAUAGCGCUGGGUUUAGCUGGAGUCAUGGGACUCUGCGGAGCCGUCGGCGUCGUCUACGUGUUCGGUUCAAAUUCAGUGGAUGAAGAAGGAAAAAGGAUCCCAGAUGAGUUCGACAAAGAGUUUCCUGUCGUCCGGCACUUUAAAAGAACCUACAAAUACUUUAAGGACUACAAGCAGAUGAUUAAUGAGCCAACAAGCCCGAAGCUGCUGCCGGACCCUCUGAAGGAGCCAUACUACCAGCCUCCGUACACCCUGGUUCUGGAGCUGAUGGACGUCCUGCUGCACCCAGAGUGGUCGAUGUCCACAGGCUGGCGCUUCAAGAAACGUCCUGGCAUCGAUUACCUGUUCCAGCAGCUGGCGCCGCUCUACGAGAUCGUCAUCUUCACCGAUGAGACCGGCAUUACGGCGUAUCCUCUGAUCGACAGCAUCGACCCACAGGGCUUCAUCAUGUAUCGUCUCUUCAGAGAUGCCACUCAUUACAUGGAGGGACAUCACGUGAAGGACGUCUCUUGUCUGAACCGGGACACCAGUAAGGUGAUCCUGGUGGACUGUAAGCGGGAGGCCUUCCAGCUGCAGCCCUUUAACGGCAUGGCGCUGAAGAAAUGGGACGGAAAUUCAGACGACCGCACGCUUUACGACCUCACCAACUUCCUCAAGACCAUCGCUCUGAGCGGCGUGGAGGACGUCCGAGCAGUUCUGGAGAACUACGCUCUGGAGGACGACCCUAUCGAGGCCUUCAAACACCGGCAGGCUCAGCUGGCCCAGGAAGAGGAACAUCGUUUGGCAGAACUCUCCCUGCAGAAGAAAGGAGGGCUGCCCCUCGGCUCCAUCACGUCACGGUUCUGGCACUCCAAACAGCAGUGAGGCCCCCGCAGACCCACAUGCCCACCACGGCCCUGUAUAGUGAUGAGGGGCGGGGCCUGCAUGCCACAGCGCCGCAGCUGUGUGUCAGAGGGACGAUGGUCAGCUCUGCACCAAUCAGAGACAGAUUAGUUGGGGUGGGGUGUCAUUAGACCCCUCCCUCUCUCAUCUUAAGGUCACCUGAUCCAUUUUGAAGCUGCUGAUUGGUUUGUAAAAAGUUUGGUUUGUCUGAGUUUGGAGGCUGAUCCAGGACCAGCACUGCUGUCACCCCUCCAGGUCUGAUGCCCUCCCCCCAGGACAUGACCCUCCUCUCACUCAGAAUCAAAUCUGAGAUCUGAUCUGAGCUCAGCAGCGUUCACCUUCAGACUCUGAUUUUAUUUAAUUUCCUCUUCGUGUGUGUCGGACUGACGGAGGCGGAGCUCCCAUGACUUCUGCCUGAAACGGACCAAUCAGAGUUCAGACGAGUCGACUGAAGUCUCAAACAGCUGCAGGGCAAAACAUCUGGAUAGAGCCGAAGUUCAAAACUCAACCGGAGCUUCGUUUCAGUCGUUAGUUUGUCUGGUGACAGGUGAUGAUGUCAGUGUUUUAGAUGUUUGUCCUCUGAUGUGUUUUUCUGUCUGUGGUUCCUACAAACCAUUAAAACACCCAGAAAAUGUUUCAUUUUGAAAAA